Racocetra fulgida is the source of this 241-nucleotide messenger RNA. Lineage: Eukaryota; Fungi; Glomeromycota; Glomeromycetes; Diversisporales; Gigasporaceae. The record is from the annotation of a GenBank genome assembly.
AUGUUGACUUUAUUUAACUGGUUAGAACAAGCUACUGAAAACGAAAAGAUUAAAUUCAUUAAAUUCAAUGAUUUGGAUUUUGAUGCUAGAAAUCGUAAAAAAAAGGAGAAUCCUUCAUAUUCUAGUGUUAGUGUUCCAUUGAAAAGUAUGCCGGGUUUAGAAAUUACAUAUCACUUUUUGAACAACUUUUACGAUCUAAAAAUUACUGAUAAAGAAAUGGAAACUCUGUUUGUUAAGGUAA